AUGUCCCAAAAAGACGAAGAAUUCUACAGAUUUCUGAAAAAGGUCAAGGAGAUCUGCAUUGAGGUCCCUCUUAUUGACGCCCUUCACCAAAUGUCAAAGUUUUCCAAAUUUUUUAAGGGGAUAAUGUCAAAUAGAAGAAAGAAGGGAGAAUUCGAGACUGUAGCAUUGAUAGAAAAGUGCAACGCGCUGUUCAUGGCCACCACACCCCCAAAGCUCCAAGAUCUAGGAAGCUUCUCGAUACCUUGCAAGAUAGGAUCUGAAUUCAUAGAUGAAGCUUUUUGUGAUUUGGGGACAAGUAUUAGCCUCAUUCCAUACUCAGUCUGUAAUAAGCUAGGUCUCAAGAACUUGAAAUUAACUACUAUGACACUGCAAUUAGCUGAUCACUCAUGCAAGUACCCUAUGGGUAUAAUUGAAGACGUACCAAUAGAGGUGGGUGGAUGCAUCAUACCCACAUAUUUUGUUAUCUUGGACAUGGAGGAGGAUCCCAAGAUCCCGAUAAUCCUAGGAAGACCUUUCCUUGCAACUGCUGGAGCCAUCAUUGAUGUGAAAAAGCCACAAGAUAUCUCUGGUGAUUGCUAA
Molecule: messenger RNA, 579 nt
Organism: Zingiber officinale
Lineage: Eukaryota; Viridiplantae; Streptophyta; Magnoliopsida; Zingiberales; Zingiberaceae
Exons: 1
Coding region: 1-579 (192 amino acids)
Source: RefSeq, a predicted model, not a curated record